AUGAAUAAGUAUGUUGUUAAUGGUUUUAAAUUCACUACUGAAGAAUACUCCAAAUAUAAAAAAACUAACAAUAGUGGAGUUUGGGUAAAAGGUGGUGAUGGAAAUCUAGAUGGAGUUGAUAAUUAUGGGGUACUCAAUGAGGUUUUGGAAAUGGAGUAUUCCGGUUGGCCUACAAAAAAAAUUAUAUUGUUUAGAUGCAAGUGGUUUGAUCCAACUCCAAAAAGAGAUAAAGCUGAUUGGUGGGUGGUUAUUAAAACCAAACCCAUGGGCCGUGUGGAAGUUGAAAACGUGUUGGAUGUUGCAUACCAAAAUGAUGAUUCGUCAACUGUUCACCACACCGUCGAUAUUGAAUUAGAAAAUGAUUUAGAGCAUCCUGAACACAUAUUAGAAGAGGUUGAUAUGGAAGAAAUAACAAAUGAAGGGGCAAAUGCAACAAUUCAUGAGGAUGAGUAUGAGUAUGAUGAUGAGGAUGAAGAUGAAUAUGAGGACGAGGAUGAGGAUGAGAAUGAUAAUGAGGACGAGGAUGAGGAUGAGAACGAGGAGGAUUAG
Molecule: messenger RNA, 549 nt
Organism: Solanum pennellii
Lineage: Eukaryota; Viridiplantae; Streptophyta; Magnoliopsida; Solanales; Solanaceae
Product: glutamic acid-rich protein-like
Exons: 2
Coding region: 1-549 (182 amino acids)
Source: RefSeq, a predicted model, not a curated record